AUGAGCGACACAAUCUCCACGCGAAUCCCUGCCUCAUGCCCGGCCCCCGUCUCUCAGAUCCUGUACUACGCCUGGCACCACGAUCUCGGGCGUCUCAAGCGGCUCCUCGAGGCCCCGGGUCGUGCCAGCGUCCGGGAACCCACGACGGGCGAGACGCCGCUGCAUGCCGCCAUCCGCAGCUGUGCGCCAGUGAACCAGAGUGCACUGAAAGGCCGUAAUGACGGGACUUCGACAGAAGGCAGCGCCGAUGAUUCCCGAGUAGCAGACAACGCAACGGCAGUCGUGAAUGAGCUGUUUCGGAGCGGGGCAAUAUGGAACGAUGUCGAUAGCAACAACGAGACGCCCGGCUGCGUUGCCGCACGUCUCGGGCUCAGGCCUCUAUAUAUGCUAUGCGUCGCGGCCGGUGUGCGUGCCGAGUUGUUGUUCAGUCUGCUGGAUGGAUAUGAGGAGCUCGAGUCAAACGGUAGCGAGGAGAUGAUGGACGGAGAGGAAGAAAAGGGUCAAGCUGGAGUUGGGGAUAGCAAAGAACCCCGCGAGGUGGGACGGGAAGGGACGGAGGAGACAAAUAGCACACGAUACACAAACGACGCAGACGCCGCCAUCCAAAUAAGUGCGGCGGAGAGUAUGGUUGUCGCGGUUGACCCCGGCCGCACAUUUAGCCCGCCGCGACACGUUGCCGAGCCUGAUGUUAAUAGCGAGGACUACCUGCGCUCGAGCCUAACAUAUAGCGAGGGAAAGCUCGUCGACUCCUCACGAAACGGUGUUAUGAUGUCUUGGGAGACAUCUAUUAUGCGCGCUUCCGUCGAUGCGCUACUCCCGGGUCUUCCCUCCGGCCGGCGAAUCCUCAAUAUCGGCUUCGGCAUGGGCAUUAUCGACAGUAUGUUCAGCGCGACACUGCCGUCGAAGCAUCACAUCAUCGAGGCGCACCCCUCCGUCCUUGAGCAUAUCAAUAGCAAGCCAGACAGCAAGUUCGGCGGGGAAUGGGCGAAGAGCGGUCCCGGCGAGGGGGCGUAUCAGAUCCUCGCCGGCCGUUGGCAAGAUGUGGUACCCAGCCUCUUGGAGCAGGGCGAGAUCUACGACGCCAUUUACUUCGACACUUUUGGAGAGGACUACGGCCAGCUACGCAUGUUCUUCACCGAGUACGUCCCUAGCCUACUGGACGAGAAGGGUGUGUUUGGCUUCUUCAACGGCUUGGGUGCCGAUCGGCAGAUCUGCUACGAUGUGUACACGCAAGUAGUUGGGCUGCAUCUCAGCGAUGCCGGUAUGGAUGUCGAGUGGCAGGAAUUGGGCGUAGACAUGACAGAUCUAGAGAAGGAGGGCGAAGGGGAAUGGCAGGGCGUCAAGAGACGCUAUUGGACCCUGGAUAGUGAGUCGAUCCAUGAUUGA
Durotheca rogersii is the source of this 1386-nucleotide messenger RNA. Its product is annotated as arginine N-methyltransferase 2. Bases 1 to 1386 code for a protein of 461 amino acids. Gene Ontology annotation, molecular function: protein arginine N5-methyltransferase activity. The transcript is spliced from 2 exons. Lineage: Eukaryota; Fungi; Ascomycota; Sordariomycetes; Xylariales; Xylariaceae. Gene Ontology annotation, cellular component: nucleus; cytoplasm. Gene Ontology annotation, biological process: peptidyl-arginine methylation. The record is from RefSeq and is a predicted model, not a curated record.